UGAAGCCAUACUAUUUUAUAGCAUUUCAUGGAGAUCAGUAAAGAUAUUAUGAACCAAGAAGAACUGUGGAAAAUGAAGCCUAAGAAAAAUCUGGAAGAUGACAGUUACACGACUAAGGACACGGGAGAGACCGGCGUGCUGCAAAGACCUGUGCUGUUGCAUUUGCAGCACGCAGUCCAUGUUGAUGCAUCUGACGGCCCCUCCGAGCUUCCACACAUGCAGGAAUUCUUUCCAAACUGGCGCUUGCCCAUGAAAAUUGCUGCCAUUAUAUCAUCUCUGACCUUCUUGUACACUGUUCUGAGGGAAAUCAUUUAUCCAUUAGUGACUUCCCGUGAGCAAUAUUUUUAUAAAAUUCCAAUUCUGGUCAUUAACAAAGUCUUGCCAAUGGCCUCCAUCACCCUCUUGGCCUUGGUUUAUUUGCCAGGAGAGAUAGCAGCCUUUGUACAACUUCGAAAUGGAACCAAGUACAAGAAAUUCCCGCCAUGGUUAGAUAGGUGGAUGUUGGCAAGGAAACAGUUCGGGCUCCUCAGCUUCUUUUUUGCCGUGCUGCACGCGCUUUAUAGUCUCUCUUACCCGAUGAGACGGUCCUACAGGUACAAGCUGCUCAACUGGGCAUACAAACAGGUUCAACAAAACAAAGAAGAUGCCUGGAUUGAGCAUGAUGUCUGGAGAAUGGAGAUUUAUGUGUCCCUCGGGAUCAUGGGACUGGCCAUCCUGGCUCUCCUGGCUGUGACAUCAAUUCCAUCUGUGAGUGACUCUCUAACAUGGAGAGAAUUUCACUAUAUUCAGAGCAAAUUAGGAAUUGUCUCACUUCUUCUGGGCACAGUGCACGCUUUGAUUUUUGCCUGGAAUAAAUGGGUAGAUAUCAAUCAGUUUGUUUGGUACAUGCCUCCGACUUUUAUGAUAGCUAUUUUCCUUCCAAUUGUUGUCCUGCUAUGUAAAAUGGCACUGCUCCUGCCCUGCUUGAGGAAGAAGAUAUUGAAGAUUAGAUGUGGCUGGGAAGAUGUCAGCAAGAUAAACAGGACUGAGAUGGCCUCUAAGUUGUAG
Messenger RNA from Acomys russatus (golden spiny mouse), 1047 nucleotides. RefSeq names its product STEAP family member 1 (gene Steap1). NCBI's taxonomy places the organism in Eukaryota, Metazoa, Chordata, Mammalia, Rodentia, Muridae. Gene Ontology annotation, cellular component: endosome; plasma membrane. The transcript has 4 exons. The record is from RefSeq and is a predicted model, not a curated record. Bases 28 to 1047 code for a protein of 339 amino acids.